This is a messenger RNA of Diachasma alloeum, 504 nucleotides long. RefSeq lists its product as uncharacterized. Bases 1 to 504 code for a protein of 167 amino acids. Lineage: Eukaryota; Metazoa; Arthropoda; Insecta; Hymenoptera; Braconidae. The transcript is spliced from 3 exons. The record is from RefSeq and is a predicted model, not a curated record.
AUGGACAGGGACAGGGACAGGGACCGGGAUAGGGACAGGGACAGAGACAGAGACAGCGACAGAGGCAGAGACAGAGACAGAGACAGAGACAGAGACAGAGACACAGACAGAGACACAGACAGAGACAGAGUCAGGGACAGAAACAGGGACAGGGACAGGGACAGAGACAAGGGACAGGGACAUGGACAGGGACAGGGACAGGGACAGCGACAUGGACAGAGACAGACACAGACACAGGCACAGACACAGACAGACACAGGCAGACAUAGACACAGACACAGAGACAGAGACAGAAACAGAGACAGAUACAGACACAGAGACAGAGACAGGGACAGGGACAGGGACAGGGACACGGACACGGACACGGACACGGACACGGACAGAGACAGAGACAGAGACAGAGACAGAGACAGAGAUGGAAAAAUAUCAAUAUCUCGUAAACUUUGUAUCAACGGGCGAUUGAUCUCGAGAGAGACCGUCGAGGAGAGUAGUAGGAAAGAUUGA